Bicyclus anynana (squinting bush brown) is the source of this 1263-nucleotide messenger RNA. RefSeq lists its product as uncharacterized. Gene Ontology annotation, cellular component: extracellular matrix. NCBI's taxonomy places the organism in Eukaryota, Metazoa, Arthropoda, Insecta, Lepidoptera, Nymphalidae. The transcript is spliced from 4 exons. Bases 75 to 1181 code for a protein of 368 amino acids. The record is from RefSeq and is a predicted model, not a curated record.
CAUUAAGAUGUUUCGACGCCCCACCGGGCCUGCCAUGAAGAUUCUUAUAAAACCCACGAUUACUCAUCAAAGGCAUGUCAGUCUUGGAAUACUAUCCAAAUACCAAAAUGUUCUCUAAAAUCGUCGUCUUAGCUGCGGCUUUAGCAGUCGCUCAGGGUGGAAACCUGGGACAUGGAGCACUUCUUGGUGCUGGAGCUCUUGGUGGACCCUUAGGACAUGGUGCUCCCUUGGGUGCAGCUGGUGCAGCCUUAGGACAUGGUGCCUUAGGACACGGUGCCUUGGGACUGAAUGCUGGACUUGCUGGAGCCAACCCUUGGGCAUCUCCCCUCGGCUACAACGCAGCUCUCGGUGCAGCUGGUCCGCUAGCCCACGGAGGUGCCCUCGGCUACGGCGGUCCUCUAGCUCACGGUGGUGCUCUAGCUCACGGUGGAGCUCUAGCUCACGGUGGUGCUCUAGCUCACGGUGGUGCUCUAGCUCACGGUGGUGCUCUAGCUCACGGUGCUCCAGCUCGUGGUCCUCUAGUCCAUGCCACAUCUACCAACAACGUGCACCUUGAGUCUUAUGCUUCUCCCAUCGGCGCCGUUGGAGGUUACGCCGGCAAAUACGCAGGAGGCCUCGCCGGACCACUUGCAGGAGGAUACGCAGGUCAUCUUGCUGGAGGAUACGCUGGCCCACUUGCUGGUGGAUACGCUGGUCAUCUUGCCGGAGGAUACGGUGGCCCACUUGCUGGAGGAUACGCUGGUCAUCUUGCAGGAGGAUACGCUAGUCCAUUAGCUAGAGGAUACGCCGGGCAUCUUGCUGGAGGAUAUGGCGGUCAUCUUGCUGGAGGCUACGCUGGUCCGCUAGCAGGUGGAUACUCUGGUCCUCUUGCGGGAGGUUAUGCUGGUCUUCAUGGUGGAUAUGCUGGCGGUUAUGCUGGUCAAUACGGUGCUUCUAAAGAUACUUUUGCGUACCCCAAAUACAAAUACUCUUACUCCGUUGAGGACCCCAACACCGGCGACAACAAAGCUCAGCACGAAGUCCGCGACGGUGAUGUCGUGAAGGGCGAAUACUCCCUGGUGAACCCCGACGGCACCUACAGGAAGGUGUCCUACUCCGCCGACGACCAAAACGGUUUCAACGCAGUUGUACAAAACUCCGGCCCCAACCACCACGUCUACUCUGCUCAAUACCACCAUUAAGCUGACCUAAGAAGUGUGUUCCCUAUGCCCGCUGUGAUCAAAAUGAUACUCAAUUAUUUUUAUAAUAAAUUUUGAAAUAUUA